Molecule: messenger RNA, 1725 nt
Organism: Diutina rugosa
Lineage: Eukaryota; Fungi; Ascomycota; Pichiomycetes; Serinales; Debaryomycetaceae
Product: J domain-containing protein
Exons: 1
Coding region: 1-1725 (574 amino acids)
Cellular component (GO): endoplasmic reticulum
Molecular function (GO): protein-folding chaperone binding; misfolded protein binding
Source: RefSeq, a predicted model, not a curated record
AUGAACUUGUAUCAGCUUUUAGGGGUGUCCCAGGACGCCUCCGACGUGGAGAUCCGCAAGGUGUUCCGCAAGCUCCUGUUGAAAUACCACCCGGAUAAGACCGACAAGAAAGAAGACCACGACCACUUCAUUCGCAUCAAAGAGGCCUACGAGACGCUUGCCAGCCCUGACAAACGUCGUCUGUAUGACUCUAAGCUCAAACCCCUGCGUGCCCAAACGACGUAUCUGACGUAUACUCUGGGAGCUGGCCCGCAAACCUCGUUCUAUCAAAACAACUUCACUCGUCCAGGAUACAACAAUGGCAACCUGGCCUCGCAUCCCUUUGGCAUGUACAACGCUGGCUUUUACAGCAAUUACUAUCGACGGCAAGAACCUACCUACGAAAGAGCCUAUGAAGAACGAUUACGCAAUGAGGAACGCAUUCGCCAGAGAAUGCAAGAGCAAGAACGUGCCAACGAAGCUCGUCGUCGUCAACGCAUGGAGGAAGAGCGCCGGAAAGCAAAGCAAAGAGCCGCCCAGAACCUGUACCUGAGUGAUGACGAAGAUGAUGGGUUUGGCUAUGAUGACGUUAAUCAACGUUCGCCGUCUGCCGAAGCCCCAGAUGCUUUCUCUGAAUACUGGAAACACCACGGUUCCAACUCUCUGGACCCGAUAGUGGUCGAGUCCGAGGCGGGCAGCAACAGCAGCCUGAGUCAACGGUCGCUGCCGGCAGUCGACGACGAAGAGGAGCCCGAGGUGGCUGGUUUCACUGCCGAAGUCGAGAUUGAUGAUGAAGACGAAGAGGUUGUAGAAAAUGCUGAACAGGGGGAAGAAGAGGAGCAAGAAGAUGAUUUUUCUGACGAUGACGCGAGAGAUAGCGAUUUCGAAGUGGAGGAGAUUCCUUCCCCCAAAAUACCCAAAGUUUUUGCUCAGCUGCUGCUGCUGCUGGCACUGCUGUCGCUGGGUCCCGUUCUGGACCAGUUUGACAAGCCAAGCGAACCGUCCACCACUCCCGAAAAUGAGGAAACCCUGACUAAAACCCCUAAGAAGUCUGGCAAAGCUCCUGUUGAUGCCGAACGUCUGGUCAAACGCCGAAAGACGGAAAAGGCUUCUACCUCAUUCAACUAUAGUGAGCUCGCCUCGCAGUUGAACCACGCCGACGGUGACGAUAACGUGAAUCUUAAUCUGCUUCGUGAUCAAAUUGACGAAGUCGAUCAUGAGCGUCGCCUGGCAAGUCCUACCCGAGAUAGAACGCCUCCUCGCCGGCGCGGUCGUCCGACAAAGAAAUUUCGCCCCGAGUACAAUGAUGGUAGCCCAGGGGAGACUUUACAUACCCCUGUAAACCAACCCAAGGGAAAGCCUGGUGUCCGUGUAUUGACCGCGGAAUUAUUGGGGGCCGAGAAGCGCUCCAAAUUCCCUUAUCUCAAAGCUCCCGAACCGCCGCAAGAUCCGUGCAACUUGACUGAAGCUGAAUGGCAGGCGUACGCCUCCAGUGUCGAGAAGUACUUGCAAGCAUUCCAGAGAUUCCGCAAACAGGUGAAUCAAUAUGAGGCGCGCCGGGUGUGCCUCGAUGAGGCUCACCGUCUGGAUAUCAGUGCCCUGGUGGCAAACUUCCAAGCGUAUCAGGCUGCGUUGUCUCGUGAUGAAAUCAUCCAGCAGAAGCUUCGUGACGAAACCAAUGCGCUUAACCAGUGUUUGGGUACCUUCCACCGAGACUGGUGGUGGCGUCAACACCCUAACCGUUGA